Thecamonas trahens ATCC 50062 is the source of this 1325-nucleotide messenger RNA. Its product is annotated as phosphonoacetate hydrolase. The transcript has a single exon. The record is from RefSeq and is a predicted model, not a curated record. Lineage: Eukaryota; Apusomonadida; Apusomonadidae. Bases 6 to 1292 code for a protein of 428 amino acids.
CCAGUAUGAUUGCAUUGCGGAAGCUCACUACUGCUUGCGCGGGUGCACGGCUGUGGCGCGGGAUGGUCACCGAGGCCGUUCAUGGGCGGGUGUACGCGGUGCCGGCUGACGACGCCGCGCCGGCCGGUGUCAUUAACCUGGAGGGCAUCGGCAAAGAGUAUCUGGACGCUGCCUCGCGCGAGGCGCUCACUCCACACCUUGAUGCGCUUGCUGCUGAGCACUUUCAGGGCAUGGUGGCUGCCCCGAUUCCGGCGUUUUCUCUCCCGGCCGCCGCCGCCAUCGCCUCGGGCGCAGACGCCACCGGCCACGGUCUCAUCGGCUCGCUCCUCCCGCCGGCGCUGCCGCUUCCUGCGGCCGAGUGGACGCCACAGGCUGUCGCGCAGAUGCGCACUCCGCCCGAUGGCGGGCCGCCGUCGGUGCUGGAGGCUCUCGCCGGGGCAGGCGUCGAUGUGGCGCUCAUUGCCGCCAAGCCGGACCAUGCCAACGUCCUGCGCGGCAGCCUGCCCGAUGCUGCGGUGGCGAUGACUGCAGGCGGGAGCGGCGACACAUCGAUUGCAGCGCUGGAUGAAGCCGUAGCGGCAGUCAAGCGCGGCGUCGGCGUCUUUCUGGCCUGCGCAUCCAGUGCGAUCCCGCACAUGGCUGCCCCCGAUGAUGCUGCGGCGCUCGAGUACCUUGCGGGCGUCGACGCACGAAUCGGCGAGCUGCGAGAACUCGACUGCCAGCUAGUGGUCACCUCCGGCCACAGUGUCAACUGGAAGAUCUCGUACGACGAGACGCCACGUGUGACGUAUCUGGCCCCGCUGGUGGCGCACCUUGAGCCGCUCGGCAUUCUCCUCCCGAUCUGCGACCCUCAUACCGAGCUGCAUGCCGGGCUCGGCGGCAUGGCCCACAUCUACCUCCGACCUGGGCUUGCUCGCGAUCGGGGUGCUCUUAUUGAUGCCAUGCGGGUCCUGCGCGAGGCGCCAGGCACCCAUGCGGUGAUGGACCGCGAGACGGCGGCGACGUCGCUCAAGCUUCCAGCCGAGUCGAUCGGCGACCUUGUUGUCCUCGCCGACCUCGACUCGGUGCUUGCAGGCGAGCCGCCAGCUGCAGAUGCGCCUGUCCUUCAGAGGAAGAACCUGCGGUCGACCGGCUCGAUCUACGAGACCAACGUGCCCAUGAUCGUCGGGCGCGAGCUGACCGACGUCCGUGCCACCUCGCUCACCCGUGGACAGUACUUUACCUCGGAUGCGUUUGACCUCCUCCUCAACGACGCAUCCGACGCCGACACGACCGAGCGGGCCUGGAUGUAGAGUAGCGCUCUAAACUUCGAGGCGAAGGCCCCA